ACAAACUUUGUACAACUUGAUUGACAAACAAAAUAUGAUAUCAACUGUCACAAAAAAAGUUGACAAACAGAAGAAAAAGAUGAGACGAGAAAAAAGCAAAUACUUCAUCUUUGAGGUCUAUUGAAGAAGAAUUGACUCUCUCAUUCACUACCAACUGAAAAUGGAGACGAAGCCGCUUUGUCUAAUUACACAGCAACCAUUCUUCAGCGCAGUUGAAUCAGGCGAUAUCGAAUCAUUGAAGCUCAUUAUCGACCAAUUAGCUCAAGAUGAAGUACCUGAACGAGGUUCCAUCGCUGCUCUAAUGUCGCUGCGAAAUACUGCAGGAGAGACGGCCUUGUAUGUAGCAGCAGAUAAUAACUUAGUUGAGAUGUUCAAUUAUUUGCUCAACUUUUGUGAGAUUCAAAUUGCCAUGAUUAGGUCUAAGUCUGAUCUCAGCGCCUUUCACAUUGCUGCUAAGCGCGGUCAUUUAGAAAUCGUACGACAAUUGCUGAACAUAUGGCCUGAGCUUUGUAGGUCAUGUGAUUCCUCAAAUACUUCUCCUCUCUACUCAGCUGCUGUUCAGGAUCACUUAGAAGUGGUGAAUGCUAUAUUGGACACAGAUGACGGUGCAGCAAGAAUUGUCAGAAAAAAUGGAAAAACUGCUUUGCACACUGCUGCUAGAUAUGGUCUUUUGGAUAUAGUCAGAUUACUUGUUGAAAGAGACCCCGGGAUUGUCUCCAUCAAAGACAAGAAGGGUCAAACAGCACUCCAUAUGGCGGCUAAAGGCCAGGAUCCUUCAAUAAUGGAGGAGUUGCUGCUUGCUGAUUGUUCAGUACUUAAUGAACGUGACAAAAAGGGUAAUACAGCUGUGCAUAUAGCAACAAGGAAAUGCCGCUCCCAGAUAGUCUGCUUUCUGCUGACUUAUGUAUCCACUGAAGUCAAUGCCAUCAACAAUCAUAAUGAAACAGCAAUGGACUUGGCAUCAAAGCUUCAAUAUGGGGAGUCUGCAUUGGAAAUUAGGGAAGCUCUAAUAGAGGCUGGUGGAAAUUAUGCCAGAAAUGUUGGCAAGAUGGAUGAAGCUAUGGAACUGAAGAGGACCGUAAGUGACAUAAAACAUGAGGUACAGUCACAACUUAUACAAAAUGAGAAGACGAACAAAAGAGUUUCUGGCAUAGCUAAAGAACUGAAAAAACUUCACAGAGAAGCUGUACAAAACACGACCAAUUCUGUGACAGUUGUUGCGGUGCUGUUUGCCUCUAUAGCUUUCUUGGCAAUAUUUAAUUUAAAUGGCCAAUAUGUAAUGGUCGGACCAGAAGCAGGAAAAGCCAACAUUGCUGGCACUGUUGCCUUCCGGGUUUUCUGCCUUUUAAAUGCUAUGUCUCUUUUCAUUUCUCUAGCUGUUGUCGUUAUCCAAAUAACUUUAGUAGCAUGGGAUACUCAAGCUCAGAAGCUAGUCGUCACUGUUACUAACAAGCUCAUGUGGGCUGCCUGCCUUAGCACUUGUGGGGCGUUCUUGGCAAUAGCUUUUGUGGUCGUAGGAGAUGAAGGUUCGUGGAUGGCUAUCACUGUGACAUUAAUGGGGACGAUCAUGAUGAUGGGGACUCUGGUUAGUAUGUGCUACUUUGUGUUUCGGCAUCAUUUCAGGUUUCUUGGUAAUGAUUCACAGAGACGCAUCAAAAGGGGAAGCGGAAGCAAAUCUUUCUCUUGGUCCUAUUCCAUCAAUGUUUCUGAAUUUGAUGAGUAUAACUCAGACCAUGAGAGAAUUUAUGCUCUAUGAUGGCAAGUUGAUUCCAAAGAGUGUUCCGGAAGGAUCUACUUCAUGUGGUAUUGAGCGUCGAUGCUGAUUUCCUUUCUAUAUGUUCUGCUUGUUUAGAAUCUGUACCUUUAUUCAUAGUGUAUAUUCAGAGAAUCUUUUCUGUCAAUAAUGCUUUAAGUAACAAUAAUUCCAAAUUCCUGUUGUUUUGAAACAUAAUUUUCAGCAUACCAUCUAUGUAACAUUGUUUGUGCA
Messenger RNA from Beta vulgaris subsp. vulgaris (sugar beet), 1987 nucleotides. Its product is annotated as ankyrin repeat-containing protein At2g01680. Gene Ontology annotation, molecular function: protein phosphatase regulator activity; protein phosphatase 1 binding. Gene Ontology annotation, cellular component: plasma membrane. The transcript is spliced from 3 exons. NCBI's taxonomy places the organism in Eukaryota, Viridiplantae, Streptophyta, Magnoliopsida, Caryophyllales, Amaranthaceae. The coding region runs from base 161 to 1756 and encodes 531 amino acids. The record is from RefSeq and is a predicted model, not a curated record.